AUGUCAAUCACCACAUAUGAUCCAGAAGUUCUAUGGAUUGUCAUUGUUGGAUUCAUCACAUCAUUCGUUCUUGCUUUUGGAAUCGGUGCUAAUGAUGUUGCAAACUCGUUUGCAACAAGUAUUGGAGCUGGAGUUUUAACGUUGAGACAAGCUUGUUACCUGGCCUCAGUUUUUGAAAUUCUUGGAGCUAUUCUAUUAGGAUACAAAGUCAGUGAUACUGUACGUCGAGGAAUUCUUGACAUUACAGCAUAUGAUGGUCAUGAAAAAGAACUGAUGUUAGGGAUGUUGUCUGCUCUUAUUGGAUGUGCUGUGUGGUUGCUUGUCGCAACUUAUUUCAAACUUCCAGUAUCAACAACACACUCAAUUAUUGGUGCAACAGUCGGAUUUGGCUUGGUCGCUCGAGGACCUGAUGGGAUCCAAUGGGGACAAAUUAUUACAAUUGCAAUUUCGUGGGUGGUUUCUCCUAUUUUGGCUGGCUUUAUAUCUGUGGCGAUUUACCUACUGUUCUACAAAUUCAUUCUAAAGGCUCAAGAUCCAUUCAAAGCUGGAUUAGCUGCACUUCCAAUCAUUUGGGGUGUGGUGUUGUUCAUCAAUGUUCUCAGUAUCACACUUGAUGGCUCUAAAUUGCUUUAUUUACACAAGCUUGAAUGGUGGCAUUCGAUGUUGAUUUCAAUUGCUUUUGCACUUAUUGCUAUGGUUUGCGUACAUUUCUUCAUGGUUCCAUGGCAAAAAAGAAAGAUUCUUGCUCAAGAACCUUAUGAUAACGACAUCAAGCCAACAACAAUUGCAACUGUCACAGCAAUGGAAAAUGGAAAGAAGUCAUAUCCAAACGAUUCAAUAUCAACGUCUGCAAAUUCAGUAGCACCGAUUGUUGAGGCUAAGAAUGAAGAGGUCCGAGUCAACUUGCUGUUCCAUUUCAUUCAAAUCCUUGCUGCCAUCUUCAGUUCAUUUGCUCAUGGUGGAAAUGAUGUCGCUAAUGCAAUCGGACCUUUAAUUACAAUUUGGCUUGUGUAUACACAAGGUUAUGCAUCAACAAAGGCUGAAACACCAAUUUUCUUACUAGCAUAUGGAGGUCUUGGUAUUGUUGUUGGUCUAUGGUUUCUGGGACGUCGUGUCGUGGAAACUAUGGGAUUUAAUUUGACUAAACUUACUCCUGUAACUGGUGUCACAAUUGAAGCCGGUUCAGCAGCAACUGUCCUUAUGGCAUCUAAAAUUGGAGUUCCAAUCUCAACAACGCAUUGCAAAGUCGGUGCUGUUGCAUUUGUAGGAUGGGUCUAUGGCAAAACAACUAAUCAGCCACUCGAUAAAGAAGAGAAAAAGAAUCAUGUAAAUUGGAAACUUUUUGGAAGUAUCUUAGGCGCAUGGGUGAUAACACUGCCAGCAGCUGGCGUCAAAAUGUCAAUCACUACAUAUGAUCCAGAAGUUCUUUGGAUUGUCAUUGUUGGAUUCAUCACGUCAUUCGUUCUUGCUUUUGGAAUUGGUGCCAAUGAUGUCGCAAACUCGUUUGCAACAAGUAUUGGAGCUGGAGUAUUGACAUUAAAGCAAGCUUGCUAUCUUGGAUCAGUUUUUGAAAUUCUUGGUGCUAUGCUGCUUGGAUAUAAAGUCAGUGAUACUGUGCGGAAAGGAAUUCUUGACAUUACAGCAUAUGAUGGUCAUGAAAAAGAACUGAUGCUUGGGAUGUUGUCUGCUCUAAUUGGAUGUGCUGUGUGGUUGCUUGUAGCUACAUACUUCAAACUUCCAGUAUCAACAACACACUCAAUUAUUGGUGCAACAGUCGGAUUUGGUUUAGUUGCUCGAGGACCUGAUGGCAUCAAAUGGGGACAAAUUGGAACAAUUGCACUUUCAUGGGUGAUAUCACCCAUUAUGGCAGGAUUUAUAUCUGUUGCAAUUUAUUUGAUGUUCUACAAAUUUAUUCUAAAGGCUCAUGAUCCAUUCAAAGCUGGAUUAGCUGCACUUCCAAUCAUUUGGGGUGUCGUAUUGUUCAUCAACGUUCUCAGUAUUACUCUUGAUGGUUCAAAAUUGCUUUACUUACACAAGCUUGAAUGGUGGCACUCAAUGUUGAUUUCAAUUGCUUUUGCACUUAUUGCUAUGGUUUGCGUACAUUUCUUCAUGGUUCCAUGGCAAAAACGCAAAAUAUUAGCUGAAGAACCUUAUGAUAAAAACAUCAAGCCAACAACAAUUGCAACAAUGGAAAAUGGAAAGAGCACAUUGACUGUCAAUUCAAUGACAAUGUCUGCAAACUCAGUCACACCAAUUGUUGCGUCACCUGAUGAUGAAAAACGUGUCAACUUGCUGUUCCAUUUCAUUCAAAUCCUUGCAGCCAUCUUCAGUUCUUUCGCUCAUGGUGGAAAUGAUGUCGCUAAUGCAAUCGGACCUUUAAUUACAAUUUGGCUUGUGUAUACUCAUGGAGAAGCCUCAACAAAAGCUGAGACACCACUUUAUUUGCUAGCCUAUGGAGGUCUUGGUAUUGUGGUUGGUCUAUGGUUCCUUGGUCGUCGUGUCAUUGAAACUGUUGGAUUCAAUUUGACUAAACUUACUCCUGUAACUGGUGUCACAAUUGAAGCCGGUUCAGCAGCAACUGUCCUUAUGGCAUCUAAAAUUGGAGUUCCGAUCUCAACAACACAUUGCAAAGUUGGUGCAGUUGCGUUCGUAGGAUGGGCCUAUGGCAAAACAACUAAUCAACAAGUAGAGAAAGGUGAACUAGUCAAUUGGAGACUUUUUGGAAGCAUCUUAGGCGCAUGGGUGAUAACACUGCCUGCAGCUGGUGCGAUAUCUGCAUUUUGUGACAAUGAAAAUGGAUUGUGUGAUGAAAGGGCAUGGCAUGAGAUAGUCAAAUGUUAA
This is a messenger RNA of Chironomus riparius, 2841 nucleotides long. Lineage: Eukaryota; Metazoa; Arthropoda; Insecta; Diptera; Chironomidae. The record is from the annotation of a GenBank genome assembly.